This is a messenger RNA of Saitoella complicata NRRL Y-17804, 621 nucleotides long. RefSeq lists its product as uncharacterized. The record is from RefSeq and is a predicted model, not a curated record. The annotation marks the transcript as partial. The transcript has a single exon. NCBI's taxonomy places the organism in Eukaryota, Fungi, Ascomycota, Saitoellomycetes, Saitoellales, Saitoellaceae.
AAGGUACUUGCUGCUCACACAGGUAUCAAGGCCAAGGUAUUCGAUUGUUGCAUAAGCAGCUGCGUGGCCUUUACGGGUGAUCUGAAGGACCUGGAAGUCUGCCCAUGUGGGGAGGCGAGGAAGUACCAGCACACCGAGACGAAGGUCUCCGCUCCCGUGCCCCCUGGGACUUUCGCCAUGGCGGAUGGCAGGCAAGAUAUCCCCAGGCAACAGCGGUCUUCAGCCGAACUGAAGCCUCGCUCGACGUUUGUCUACAUCCCGGUGAUCCCAAGGCUUGCGAUGCAAUGGGCCAGUCGAGAACGGGCUCAAACCAUGAAGACCUAUGUCAGCACCAUCCUCCGUACCCGCUUUCCUGGAGUGAGGGACUUCUGGGACGGUCACAUCUACAAUAAACUCAGGAGGACAGGGCGGUGCUUCCAGGAUGUGCGAGAUAUGGCUUUCCUACUCUGUACAGACGGAGUACAGCUUGUCAAGAUCAAGACUCAUGGUGUCUGGCCAAUCCUACUCAUCAACCUCAAUUUGCCCCCGGAUCAACGUUACAAACAAGAGAACAUGAUCCUGGUGGGUAUCAUUCCUGGCCCUAACGAGCCCACCGAGAUCGACACCUUUCUCCUCCCACUC